GAUGGGGAGAGAGAGAGACUACAAAUUGAUUUUUUUUUCUUCUUUUCCUAAUCUAGAAGGAUUAAAAAUACAAAAACAAAAACUGAUAAACUGCUUAACGAUCAUACCAGCCUGAUCAUGUUAAUGCUGAACCAAACAGACGCGACCCCAACUUCAUUCAUUUUCAGAGGGAUCCCAGGACUAGAGGACAUGCACAUCUGGAUUUCCUUCCCAUUCUGCUCCAUGUAUGUUGUGGCUAUUGUAGGGAAUUGUGGACUCCUCUACCUCAUCCGCUCUGAGGACUCUCUGCACAGGUCCAUGUACUACUUCUUGGCCAUGCUUUCCCUCACUGACAUUGUCAUGUGCACUAGUUCAAUCCCUAAAGCUCUCUGCAUCUUCUGGUUCCAUCUCCAGGAGAUCAGCUUUAAUGAAUGUCUGGUUCAGAUGUUCUUCAUUCACACCUUCACAGGGAUGGAAUCUGGGGUGCUCAUGCUUAUGGCCUUGGACCGCUAUGUGGCCAUCUGCUACCCGCUGCACUAUGCAACCGUCCUCACCAAUCCUGUCAUUGUAAAGGCUGGGCUUGCCACUUUUCUGAGAGCAGUGUUUCUCAUCAUUCCCUUGAUUUUCCUCACUAAGCGCCUACCCUAUUGCAGAGGCAACAUAAUACACCAUACCUACUGUGACCAGUUGUCUGUAGCCAAGUUAUCCUGUGGGAAUAUUAAGGCCAAUGUUGUCUAUGGUUUAAUGGCUGCUUUCCUGAUUGGAGGCUUUGAUAUUUUGUGCAUCACAAUUUCCUACACCAUGAUCCUCUGGGCGGUGAUCAGCCUUUCAUCAGCAGAUGCUCGGCAGAAGGCCUUUAGCACCUGCACUGCCCAUAUCUGUGCUAUUGUUUUCUCCUACAGUCCAGCUUUCUUCUGCUUCUUUUUUAACCGCUUUGGAAGCCGUACAAUCCCUCCAUCUUGCCACAUCAUUGUGGCCAAUCUGUACCUUCUCCUGCCUCCCACAAUGAACCCUAUUGUCUAUGGGGUGAAAACCAAGCAGAUACGAGACUGUGUUCUAAGGAUUCUUUCAGGUUCUAAGGACACCAAACCCCUCAGUACAUGA
Loxodonta africana (African savanna elephant) is the source of this 1083-nucleotide messenger RNA. RefSeq names its product olfactory receptor 52N4-like. The transcript has a single exon. Gene Ontology annotation, biological process: G protein-coupled receptor signaling pathway. Bases 118 to 1083 code for a protein of 321 amino acids. Gene Ontology annotation, cellular component: plasma membrane. The record is from RefSeq and is a predicted model, not a curated record. Lineage: Eukaryota; Metazoa; Chordata; Mammalia; Proboscidea; Elephantidae. Gene Ontology annotation, molecular function: G protein-coupled receptor activity; olfactory receptor activity.